AUGCUUUUCAUUACAGUUAGUGUUAGUGUUAGGAAGAGCUUCUUUGGACUUAGUACAUUGAUGAUGGUUCUAAUGUGUUAUGCCUUGGCGGGUGUUGUUCUUUUCGGAAAUGUAAAAUGGGGGGAAGGAAUUAACCGACAUACUAAUUUUGAGUCAGCCGGACAAGCCAUGCUGGUACUAACAAGAAUUAUGACUGGUGAAGACUGGUACAAAAUAAUGAAUAAUUGUAUGAUCACAACGCCCUAUUGUACCACCACACUAGAAAAUGGAAGAAGAAUUUCUGAUUGUGGCAAUUAUGCUGCUGCUAUUAUUUAUUUUAUUUCAUUUUACGUAAUUGUUUCAUUUAUGUUUGUGAAUUUGUUUAUUGCUAUUGUCGUGGAAAACUUCUCGCUAUUUUACUCUGAUGAAGAAGAAUCAUUGCUUAGUCAAAAGAAUCUUUAUAAUUUUCAAACAACUUGGAAUCUUAUUGAUAGAAAUAGAAAGGUACAUCCUUUUAAUCAUGAACAUUUCUAA
Trichoplax adhaerens is the source of this 513-nucleotide messenger RNA. RefSeq lists its product as uncharacterized. Gene Ontology annotation, cellular component: membrane. The transcript has 4 exons. Bases 1 to 513 code for a protein of 170 amino acids. The record is from RefSeq and is a predicted model, not a curated record. Lineage: Eukaryota; Metazoa; Placozoa; Uniplacotomia; Trichoplacea; Trichoplacidae. Gene Ontology annotation, biological process: transmembrane transport; monoatomic ion transport. Gene Ontology annotation, molecular function: monoatomic cation channel activity.